GAUGUGUCGAGGAGCGACCCGGAGCGGAGAGUAGAUACCAGAGAGGAGCGGUACCGACCCACUCACACUCCUCCCAGCGUGUUUUUCUCCCGUGUGUGAAGCUCUGGAUGGCCGGUUGACCUCACGGAACCAACACUCCGGUCCUCUGUCACUCGGAUGAGCGCUGUUUGAGGCCAGAAAGCGGAUUUAUUUCUCACUUUUUUUUUUCUUUUUUUCUUUCUUUUUUUGUUUUUAACCGGAGUCUCAGUGAGAAGCAGAGCUGCGAGAUGAAAUACAAAAACCUGAUGGCGAAAGCGUUGUACGACAACAUGCCGGAGUCCCCCGAGGAGCUGGCCUUCCGUAAAGGGGACAUCCUGACCGUCAUAGAGCAGAACACAGGAGGCCUGGAGGGCUGGUGGCUCUGCUCACUGCACGGCCGCCAGGGCAUCGCCCCCGGCAACCGCCUGAAGCUGCUGAUUGGACCCAUGUUCGAUGCCCAGUCGCCAGCCGCCAGCGCAGCCGCACAGUCCUCCCCUCAGAGCUCGGGGUACCAGCAGAAGCCUGCCUUGGGGGCUCAGGGGAUCUACCAGGUGCCCCCAUCCCUGCAGAGUCCACAGCAGCAGAGUCAGCAGAGCAUCUACCAGGUUCCUCCCUCACAAGAUGUCUACCAGGUCCCACCGAGGAGCACGCUGGCUGCUGAUAACGCUCCAAACAAGGUGGUGACCCCGACCAGAGUGGGACAGUCUUACACCUACAGCCCCGGACAGCACAACCAGCAGGACCUCUAUGAUGUCCCACCCAGCAGAUCACAGGGGGUGUACGAUAUUCCCCCCGGUCAGAUGUUCCCCGCUGCCAGAAACCAGGGAGUGUACGACGUCCCCCCGCCUCAGAUGGACCCGCGGACACAAGGCGUUUACGACAUCCCUCCAUCUUCACAAGGGGUUUACUCGGUGCCUCCCUGCAGGACCAACCCCGCCCUCCAGGAGGGAAACUACGACUUCCCGCAGCCUCUCAAACACAAACAAGAAGGCAUCUACGACGUACCUCCGCCUGUCCUCACCAAGCCCACAGCGAGCCCUCAGUCUCACUAUGACUUCCCCCCCAGUGUGGAGCCUCCUGCCCAUCACCAACACCCGAACACCAACGGCAACGAAGGCAUUUACGACGUGCCUCCACCCGCCCAUCAUUCAGGGGCGGGGUCUCAGAGAGACGUGUACGACUUCCCUCGGGGCAUGCAGCCCCCGCAGCACCGAACCUCGCCCGCCGACAGAGACAACAGCAAGGGCAUCUACGACAUCCCGGCUCAGGAUGCUCGCGCAGUAGCAGACAUGACGGACGGCGUGAACCGCCUGUCGUUCUCCAGCACCGGCAGCACACGCAGCAGCAUGUCCACCUCGUCGUCCUCCACGGGCUCCAGCUCUGAGGGCCGCCUCGCUCUGGAUGUGGACGCUGCCGUGCAGAGGUUGUACCGCCUGCAGCAGGCCGUGGACGCCUCAGUCGGGGCUUUACACUCAAUGGCAGCUUCCCCUCACUGGAGGACUUUUCCCUUCAUGGAGCGCCACGCUAACGACGUGCGCACAGUGCUGGACAGGGUCCGGGCCGCUCUGGGGGACUUUGUCGUGUUCGGUAGAGGAGCUGCGGCGAACGCCACGGCUCUGUCAGACUCCAGCCUGCACAGUAAGCUGAGGCGGCAGCUGGGACGCCUGGAGGACUCGCAGCAGAUCCUCCUGCAAAUCUACCAGGUCCUGGAGAACUGCAGCUGGGCUCUGAACGCUCUGGUGUCUUCAGGCAAGCACCACAACAAGACCGACGAUCUGGAUCGCUUCGUCAUGGUCUCCAGGACUGUUCCCGAUGACGCCAAGCAGCUGGCCUCCACGAUAGGCAGCAACGCUGAGCUGCUGUUCCGGCGGACGCACAUGGACGGGUCCUUCUCCAUCGGCAGCACACCCGAGGAGAACAUCAUCCACCCGCUCACCUCCCCCUCCUCUGACAACGACAACUACGGAGGGCAGACCAAGCCCUUCCCUGUGCCCUCCAGCCAGGACAAAGACAACAUGAACAACAGCGAGAAGUGUGUGAAGAGCUGGAUGGAGGACUACGAUUACGUGCACCUGCAGGGCAAAGACGACUUUGAACGUCAGCAGAAGGAGCUGCUGGACAAAGAAAACAUCAUUAAGCAGAGUCAAGUCCAGCUGGGACAGGAACAGAUCAAUCAGUUCAAGAAGCUGGAGCAGGAAGUGAUCAAACCCGUGGAGAACGACAUCACACAGUGGAUCUCGCACCAACACUCCGGCGUGACCUCGGCCUCCCCGCCGGACUCGUCCUCCUGCCUCUCCCCGUCCACCCCCGUCUGCGCCCGGGACCGCCAGCUGCUCGGCUUCUACUCCGAGCAGUGCGAGCAGCACUUCGUCACGCUCCUCAGCGCCGUGGACGCCUUCUUCGGCUGCGUCAGCGCCGGGCAGCCCCCCCGCAUCUUCGUGGCGCACAGCAAGUUCGUCAUCCUCAGUGCCCACAAACUGGUCUUCAUCGGAGACACUCUGUCCCGGCAGGCCUCGGCCCCCGAGGUGGCCAACAGGGUGAUGAACUCCAGCAACGUGCUGUGUGACUUGUUAAAGACGGUGGUGGCCGCGACCAAAACGGCCGCGCUGAACUACCCGAACACGGCUGCCAUCCAGGAGAUGGUGGACAGAGUCACUGACCUCUCGCACCACGCGCAGCAGUUCAAGGAACAGUUGCUGCAGCUGGCCAACUUGUGAUUUUCAAACCCGCCGCUCCGUUCGUUUCACCAUAGACUCCACGUGUACAUUAAUCUAGCAUAAAUAUAUAUAUUUACAAUACAUUUAUAUAUAUUGCUCCUCAUCUUUAAGCCUGUUUUGGAUGUUGUAAAUAGUCCGUUCUGUAAAUAUUUGCUCUAUUUUGUGUAGAUUGUUUUAUAUUAUGGUAUGAAUAUAUAUGUAGAUGCAGUAUUGGUGUCUCUGUAGGAUCAUGUAGACGUUUUUUUUUUUUU
Messenger RNA from Acanthopagrus latus (yellowfin seabream), 2986 nucleotides. RefSeq names its product neural precursor cell expressed, developmentally down-regulated 9 (gene nedd9). Gene Ontology annotation, cellular component: cytoplasm; plasma membrane. Gene Ontology annotation, molecular function: protein binding. Gene Ontology annotation, biological process: cell migration; cell surface receptor protein tyrosine kinase signaling pathway. The transcript has 7 exons. Lineage: Eukaryota; Metazoa; Chordata; Actinopteri; Spariformes; Sparidae. The coding region runs from base 267 to 2735 and encodes 822 amino acids. The record is from RefSeq and is a predicted model, not a curated record.